This is a messenger RNA of Mytilus trossulus (common blue mussel), 3285 nucleotides long. Its product is annotated as dual specificity mitogen-activated protein kinase kinase 1-like. Gene Ontology annotation, molecular function: ATP binding; protein kinase activity. Gene Ontology annotation, biological process: protein phosphorylation. The transcript is spliced from 11 exons. The record is from RefSeq and is a predicted model, not a curated record. Lineage: Eukaryota; Metazoa; Mollusca; Bivalvia; Mytilida; Mytilidae. The coding region runs from base 190 to 1434 and encodes 414 amino acids.
ACUAUAGCAGGUGCUCGUGCGUAACUUCCUGUCAAGAAAUUAUUAUUGAAUCGAUCGGACUGACAGAUCUGAUAUUCACGCAUUACAAAUAGACAUUAUCAAUGGGCAAUAUAAAUGCAUUUGAUUUCUGAGCUUAUUGACCACUUUAGCUUAUUUAAACUGUAAACCAUAUUUGCAAACAUUUAAAAUAUGCCAAACAAGAAAGGGCUUCGACUUCCGUCAACAUCGGGCGAUGGCAUGCCACCAGUUGCAGUGCCGGCACCGACACCGCCUCCUCCGGUUGCGGUGCCAACCGUUGAUGCUGAGAAACCAACAAACACAGGUACAGCAAGUAUGGAAGCACUUGCUUUAAAGCUUAAAGAACUUGAUAUAAACACACAGCAAAGAGAGAGAUUAGAAAUGUUUCUUACCCAGAAACAACAAGUAGGGGAAUUAACUCCUGAUGACUUUGACAAACUUGGAGAAUUAGGGGCUGGAAAUGGAGGAGUAGUACUUAAAGUUAGACACAUCCCAUCAAGCUUAAUAAUGGCUAGAAAGUUAAUUCAUCUAGAAAUCAAGCCAGCAGUUAGAAUACAAAUAAUUCGAGAGCUAAAAGUUUUACAUGAGUGUAAUUCACCAUUUAUUGUUGGUUUCUAUGGUGCAUUUUACAGUGAUGGAGAAAUCAGUAUUUGUAUGGAAUAUAUGGAUGGUGGUUCAUUAGAUUUGAUAUUAAAGAAAGCUGGUAGAAUACCAGAACCUAUACUUGGAAAAGUAACAGUAGCUGUUUUAAAAGGUCUAACAUAUCUUAGAGAAAAGCAUCAAAUUAUGCAUAGAGAUGUUAAACCAUCUAAUAUUCUAGUAAAUGGUAGAGGAGAAAUAAAGAUUUGUGAUUUUGGUGUAAGUGGACAGUUGAUAGAUUCCAUGGCUAAUUCAUUUGUAGGAACAAGAUCUUAUAUGUCUCCAGAGAGAUUACAAGGCACACACUACUCAGUACAAUCUGAUAUAUGGAGUAUGGGUUUGUCCAUAGUAGAAAUGGCUAUAGGGCGUUAUCCUAUCCCACCCCCUGAUUCUAAGGACUUGGCCAGUAUAUUUGGUGAUAAAGCCAUGGAGGAACAUUUAGAGGCAACAAAAACAGGAAAACCAUUAGUAGGAACAAACCGAAAUAGUUUUAACUUCCCCACACCGCCUGGCAGUGAUGGGCCUCGGCCAAUGGCCAUAUUUGAGCUUUUAGAAUACAUAGUAAAUGAGCCACCUCCCUCAUUGCCAAAAGGAAAAUUUUCUGACGAAGCCAUAGAUUUUGUAGAUAAGUGUUUAAAGAAGAACCCAUCAGAUAGGGCAGAUUUAGCUUCAUUAAUGGUCCAUCCUUUUGUUAAGAAAUCAGAAGAGAUGGAAGUUGAUAUUGGCAGCUGGGUGUGUAAAGUAAUGAAUAUAAAACCAGACACCAAGUCAAGCUGAACAUAUAUACAGUCUUACUAUUGUAUAGGUUGUAAUAACAUCACCCAGUUCACUGGGACCAUGCCCUAUAUGGGCACUUUCUAAGAUCUGUUUCUCUUAUUCCAAUCCUACAAAUUAUAAUAUAUUGAUAAAAAAUGUAUAUAUAUCAAGGACUAUGGACCAUUGACAUGAUAAAAGAAAAUACAAAAAAACAAUGUUACUUUUAUAAUUUUUCAGUUCAACAGAUAACAUAUACAACAUGUCUAUGAGUUGAUAUGCCACAUUCUUUCUUUUCCAUUAAAUAACCUGUCUAGUUUUGAAAAACAUACCACUGUUAAACAAAAAUAUGUUCUUUCUUCAUAGAAAGGGCAAGGCCAGAGAAUUUUAUGGAUUACUUCCCCUCUACAUUCUCUCAGUACUGCAUUGGCAUCUAGUUGAAUUAAGUUGUCACUUCUGGGUAUAUCACACAUUCCUUAUGUUCCCUAGGGAACUUAUUUACUUGCAUGACUUAAUACUACCCUGACCAAUCUUACUUUAGAUGAUUUUCCAACAAUUUUAAUGACAACUGUGCCAUAUGAUGUAAACCAAGUUCCAUUUUCUGAACAGUGCCAAGCAUAAUCAGAUAGGCUGUUCUUGACUAAAUAAUCAGUAAGAAGAAAUGGCUUCCAUUUUGUUCACAAAUAUUUUUGAUUUUUUUUUUACAUUUUUGUAACUCCCAGAUUGCUGAUUUGGUGAAACUGAAAUCAUAUUUACGUGUUUAUAAAGCAAUGGAAUAUCAAAUAAAAUAUGUCAAUGGUUCAUUUUCCUUGGUAAUUAUAUAAUGUGUUGAUGUUUUAAAGCAAAACAAAUGACGAUUGAGUGAUCAAAUAUGUGCAAAUGAAUGCUAUAUAGUAUAUGUACUAUUGCUAUGUAUAUUUUCUGGUACAAAUGUGAUUUAUUUAGGAAUUAGUAUUAAUGUAAUAAUGAACCCUUUCAAGUGUAAAAAUCAACCAUAGUGAGUCAUAAGUUUGUUAUUUUACCUGAUUUGUGGCAAAAAGUCAAGAUCUGCUUGCCUUGUUUUGUCACUGAGCAUGGUAGGUAAACUAUUUUAUUUUCACUAGUUUCUGAUCACAUGAUUGACCAGAUUAAGAUGAAUAUAUUUUUUUUCUUUUAUUAAAAACAAUAUUUAUGUCCAAUUAAGCCAAAAUAUUGGGGUUAUUUGGAAGGUAAAAAGUUAAAUUUAUGUCAUUAUUUAAUAAUGUAUAUACAAUUAACUUGGCAUCCCACUUUCAAGUGAAUGACAACAGAAAAAAAAUGAUGAAAAAUUAAUAAGGAUAAAAAGCAGACCAGUAAAUCAUUGCAAUAUUCACAUUUAAAAUCAGACCUAUGCAGCCAUCAUAGACAUAUCUAACUUUGUCAUGAUCACACUUUAUUUGUCUUUUAUUCAACGCUUAUUAUCAACAUUUUAAGAAGAAUGGUACUCAUCAAAAUUAUCAUUUAUACACCUUUUUGUAUGAUGAAGCUCAAAACCAAGGUUGUCUCAGCCAUAACAUCAUUAUACCAGUAAUCAUUUAUAGAUCUGCUUAACCAUCAAAUAUAUUGUGAUUUUCUGUGUCAAACAUUGUCCAUAUUUGAUAGACAAAUAUGAGAGCCUAUUCUAUGUUUCAUUUAUGCUUGAAAUGGAAUCAAUUUGAUGGAGUUGUUCCUCCAAAUGUAAUUUAUGAUUUAUAAGUAACAGUUUCAAAGGUUUCUUUGAUCUUUUGUUUGUCCUGACAUGUGGUCAAUAUACUUAAAAAGACAAACUUUUAAGGUGUUUUGUAUCAUUAUGACAAAACUAAAGGAUGAUGAAAGGUGACCGAUGAUGAACAGAUUCUGUCAUUUCACCAAUAGAAU